Molecule: messenger RNA, 525 nt
Organism: Hevea brasiliensis (rubber tree)
Lineage: Eukaryota; Viridiplantae; Streptophyta; Magnoliopsida; Malpighiales; Euphorbiaceae
Product: protein CYSTEINE-RICH TRANSMEMBRANE MODULE 6-like
Exons: 3
Coding region: 132-371 (79 amino acids)
Cellular component (GO): plasma membrane
Source: RefSeq, a predicted model, not a curated record
CCCAUACCCAUUUUAAGCAGCAUAAAAACAACCCCUAUCCAACCCCAAAGUUGAACUUCAUUUCAUUUCCUCCACUCCCUUGCUUAAGGUUUUCUUGUUUCGUGUAAUCUAAAAUAUAGUUUGGUUUAGAAAUGAAUCACCAUAACCAACAACAAGAAGCUCCAGUGGUGUAUCAUCCACCAAGUGAGGUCCAAGGCCACCAUCAAGGUCCUUUUGUUGCUCCACCUCCACUUGGUUACCCUAUGAAAAAUGGUCCUGGACAUCCCCAACAGUCUCCCCCUGCCCCAUCAAAGACUCAGCAUAGGGGUGGAUUUUGCAGAGGAUGUUGUGGUGGGUUAUGUUGCUGCUGCCUCCUGGAUGCAUGCUUUUGAUAAGGAUUCAUUCUUCAUUGUAUUAAUUAAUUAUAACUCUCAACUUCCUUCUAGUAUUUAUAGGAGAUUCUCAUUGUUAGAUUAUGUUUCUGCUUAUGUAAAUUAUUAUUUUGAUUCUUUAAUCACAAUAAUUAAUAAUACAUUUUUUUUUUAA